CGCUGAACAUUUCUGCAUAGUGUUAUUGAAGCCAGUCGAGCGACACAAUUCAGCGCCGAGGUACCAUUUUUAGCUCCUAAGUUUCGUUAUUACGGGUACCAAAGUCGGUCUUAAGUUGCAUUAUUACUGUUGCUGAGGCUGUUUGGGUAACAGACACAAACCGAAGCCAACGGCGACACAACCGGAACCACAAGAAAAGGGUGAAGGUGCAAGAAAAGAGGAUACCGUUUAGUCAACCCGAACUAUGGAACUGUCACUGGCUCACCCAGCUGUCAAAGCCUUCAUGUGUGGCGCUCUGAGUGGAACCUGCUCCACGCUACUUUUCCAGCCCCUCGACUUGGUCAAAACACGUCUGCAAACCUUGCAGAACAGCGUGGAGCCUGGUUCUGGCCGUUUAGGGAUGAUGAGGAUGAUCCUGAAUGUCGUGCGGACAGAGAGGCUGCCGGGACUGUGGAAAGGAGUUUCACCGUCGUUAAUGAGGACCAUCCCUGGUAUGGGACUCUACUUCAGCACUUAUGGCUCCUUAAAGCAACACUUCUUCCAGGACAAAAACCCCACGGCCUUGGGAGCAGUUCUGCUGGGAGGCGGGGCCAGGGCGGUGGCUGGGGUCCUCAUGUUGCCUGUGACCGUCAUCAAGACUCGAUAUGAAUGCGGCAGGUUCCGUUACGAGAGCGUCACCGGGGCUUUGCGCAGUGUGUGUCGGACUGAAGGUCCUGCGGCUCUCUACUCUGGCCUGAUGGCCACUAUGCUCCGAGACGUUCCUUUCUCUGGAAUCUACGUUAUGUUCUACAGCCAGAUGAAGAGCAAUUUGCCAAACGAGAUCAGCGUGUCUGCUUUUGCCCCCCUGGCUAACUUCAGCUGCGGGAUCCUGGCGGGGGUGUCUGCGUCGCUCGUCACUCAACCUGCCGAUGUGGUCAAAACACUCGUCCAAGUGAACCCCCAGUUGAGCACGAUCGACGCGGUCAGAUUCAUUUAUAUGGAACAUGGACUUGAAGGCUUCCUAAGAGGGGCGUUGCCACGCUGUCUUCGGAGGACGAUGAUGGCCGCCAUGGCGUGGACCGUGUAUGAGCAAAUGAUGGCAUAUCUCGGACUGAAAACAUGAAAAGGAAAGGUCGAGGUCAAGUUGGUAGACGUCAAAGAAGAGAUGCAGUUGCUCAUAAUGUGUCACGAGUGUAUCUUGUUGCCCUCAGUGAUGGAGUUGCACUUUACACAAGAGCUCGUAAAAGGUGGACACUCAGAAACGUGUUCAUCGGGGGUUAUGGUUGAAGUUGGUUUAACAAAUACUAAUCUAAUGAGUAUUUUUGGUUGCACUUUCAGGUCGAUCACAUUUUAGAAAUUGCUCAGUGAGAGUUCUUAUUUGUAUUUUGUCAGCGCUGUAGUCUAGACCAGUGGCUCGAGAAGACUAACUGCCUAUGUUGAAAGAAAAAAAAAAAAAAGAAGCUGAUAUUUUAAUGCUUACUAUGACACUUUGUAAUACCUCAUCACAGUAUUUAUAGUAUUUUUUAUAAUACAAUAAAACAAAUCUUCAAAGUUGA
This is a messenger RNA of Syngnathus acus (greater pipefish), 1535 nucleotides long. Its product is annotated as mitochondrial glycine transporter A-like. The transcript is spliced from 8 exons. The record is from RefSeq and is a predicted model, not a curated record. Gene Ontology annotation, cellular component: mitochondrial inner membrane; mitochondrion. Gene Ontology annotation, biological process: glycine import into mitochondrion. NCBI's taxonomy places the organism in Eukaryota, Metazoa, Chordata, Actinopteri, Syngnathiformes, Syngnathidae. Gene Ontology annotation, molecular function: glycine transmembrane transporter activity. The coding region runs from base 245 to 1102 and encodes 285 amino acids.